AUGAAGCACGUGACCAUGUUCAGCGAAGACAUCUUCGCCGGAUUAAUCUCCCUCAUCUUCAUCAUCGAUGGAGCGCGGCCGAUCAUCGAGAACUUCACGGAAAGCAGGCUGACGUUGACGAACUGCAUGUUUGAAGCUCUUUUGUUCAUUUGGACAUUUGGCUUGGCGACAUACUUGUCCAGCUUCCGCCGAAGCCCUUGGACUUUCCGUUUCGUUCGCAACUUUGCGGCCAAUUUCGCUGUGACCAUCGCCUUGGUGAGUGGCUCUGCGCUGGCCGCCAUCUACUCCAACGACACAGGCCUCAGGAUGUUGCAGGUGGACGCGGACUUCUCGCCAAACCUGAGCUUGUCCGAUGGCAGCAAGCGGCCGUGGAUCAUUAAUCCCGCCGGCAUGGACCGCCCCUUCCCAGCUUGGGGCAUUGCUUAUGCGAUCCUCCCGGCGAUUGGCUUCGCAGUUCUGGGUUACCUGGAUCAAAAUCUCACUUCUGUGAUCGUGAACAGACCGUCUAACAAUCUGAAGAAGCCUGCUGCUUAUCACCUCGACUUGUUCGUUCGUGGAGCACUGACGCUGCCCAUCUGUGCUGUGCUGGGCCUGCCCCUGUCCGUGGCCUCCACGGUGCCGAGCAUCACCCACGUGAUCUCGUUGACCACUUACGAAGUGAAGCAACUUCCGGAAGGUGAGCGCAAGGUGCCUACGAAGGUGGUGGAGCAGCGU
This is a messenger RNA of Symbiodinium sp. CCMP2456, 714 nucleotides long. NCBI's taxonomy places the organism in Eukaryota, Dinophyceae, Suessiales, Symbiodiniaceae. The record is from the annotation of a GenBank genome assembly.